Messenger RNA from Poecilia latipinna (sailfin molly), 2481 nucleotides. RefSeq names its product ephrin type-A receptor 6-like. Gene Ontology annotation, biological process: axon guidance; protein phosphorylation; ephrin receptor signaling pathway. The record is from RefSeq and is a predicted model, not a curated record. The transcript is spliced from 6 exons. Gene Ontology annotation, cellular component: plasma membrane; dendrite. Gene Ontology annotation, molecular function: ATP binding; transmembrane-ephrin receptor activity; protein binding. Bases 1205 to 2452 code for a protein of 415 amino acids. NCBI's taxonomy places the organism in Eukaryota, Metazoa, Chordata, Actinopteri, Cyprinodontiformes, Poeciliidae.
AAGACUGUCUGCAAAAGUUAUUUAUUUAUUUAUUUACCCCCUCCCCACAUUUACAGUUUCCUACUUCAAACGUCCAAAAUAAGCUAAGACAGAUCAGUCCUGGUGACAACUUAAUGAGAGAUCCAGACGUCAAAAGUGUAUUCCAAGAACUUGUCACCAGCUUCAUAUUUGCCACCCUGAAUAACAUCUUACGUAACAUCCGAACACGAACUAUUGCAUUAAACUUCAGUCAAAAUGUGGGGGAGGUGGGAUCAUGUUUAACAUUUACCAGUCUUUAGGAAGCCCUGCUUACGAGCCAAUGAGAUGAACGCGCGCACACACAAACACAAACACACAUCCCAUUGCCUUGUCAGCUAACCCCCUCUAGUGCCGAGCAUCCUGCACAGAUGCGCGCAGUCCCACAGCAUCGCCUCCACUGUUGCUGCUGUUCCGCUGCAUCCCAAUCAUUCCUCUGUUCACCUUCCACCAUCUCUCUGCAGCAGCGGACCGAGCUGGAGCUGCAGCCGGAGCUGGCAGUCGGUCCGCGGCGCCCUGCCGUGCCAAACACACGGUGUCUCCAGUCUGCCACGACUCUACGCGCUUUAAACUGCGUUUUAAUGCCCAUUUCGAAACACUAGAGAGGGUGGAGGGUGAAGUCCGUUUAGAAUCUGCAAAGUUUUUUGUUUUUUGCAGAUGUUUUAUUAGCGAAGUGUUUUUAGCCCUGCCAGAAGGUCCGAGUUCACUUCAAAUAUUUUUGGGACUUUACCCAAAAGGUGUCCAUUUAGUGACGGAGCUGCGGCAGCCGCCAGGUGAAAAGGAUGAGCCACCUCUUGUUCCACCGCACGGCCGCUCGCUCCACACGGGAUCAGUUAUAAGGACCAGAACUAGUGGACCUGAACGGACCCAGAGCGCUUCAUCGCUGAUCUAACAAGAAGUAAAGCCGCUGGUAAAUACUGCCGCAGACAUGACUUUUGGAAACAGAUUCUUCGUUUCACUCUUUCUUGGAAUUACGAUCAGUCGUUUCAGCCGCUGCAAUCAAGGCAGUGGAAGGCAGAGGUGGGAAUAGAUUUCUGACAGCAAUCUGAUUUCAGUCCAUCUGCCCCCAAAAUAUGUCACACAUGACAAAAAUUGCUGCUCCCAGUUGGUGUUGCUGGAUACAACGUCUGUGCUUGGAGAGCUGGGAUGGAAGACGUAUCCAAUAAAUGGGUGGGAUGCCAUUACGGAGAUGGACGAACACAAUCGACCCAUCCAUACUUUCCAGGUUUGCAAUGUGAUGGAACCUAACCAGAACAACUGGCUUCGCUCCAACUGGAUUUCUCGACAGGCGGCCCAAAAGAUCUACGUGGAGCUCCGCUUCACCUUGCGCGACUGCAACUCCAUCCCCUGGGUUUCUGGCACCUGCAAGGAGACAUUCAACCUCUUCUACCAAGAGAUGGACGAAGCCCACGGUGUCAAAUUUAAGCCCAGCCAGUACACCAAGAUCGACACCAUUGCUGCUGAUGAAAGCUUCACUCAGAUGGAUCUGGGAGAUCGUAUUCUCAAGCUCAACACGGAGGUGCGGGAGGUGGGACCCAUGACCAAAAAAGGCUUUUAUCUGGCUUUCCAGGACAUCGGCGCCUGCAUUGCAUUGGUUUCGGUGAGAGUUUACUACAAGAAAUGCCCCUUCACGUUGAUGAACUUGGCCUCGUUUCCAGACACGGUCCCUCGUGUGGACUCUUCCUCGUUGGUGGAGGUGAGGGGAGCAUGCAUUGAUCACGCUGAAGAAAGAGACACACCCAAACUGUUUUGUGGAGCAGACGGAGACUGGUUGGUCCCCCUGGGAAGAUGUGUGUGCAGCGUCGGGUAUGAGGAGAUUGAUGGCUCAUGUGUUGCAUGCCGUCCUGGGUUCUACAAGGCGUACGCAGGAAACAUCAAGUGUUCAAAGUGUCCUCCACACAGUUUCAGCUAUGGAGAAGGAGCCUCCAUCUGCCGCUGCGAAAAAGGCUUCUUCAGAGCCGAGAAAGAUCCAUCAACGAUGGCAUGCACACGCCCUCCAUCUCCCCCUCGCAACCCGAUGUUUAACAUGAAUGACACCUGCCUGAUGCUGGAGUGGUCGCCUCCCAGCGACACUGGGGGUCGCCGGGAUCUCACGUACAACGUCCAGUGCAAACGCUGCGGCCCCGGACCCAACCAGUGCCAGCUCUGUGAGGACGAGCUUCGCUUCCUGCCGAGGCCUUUGGGCCUGACCAAUGCCACUGUAACCGUCACAGACUUCUCAUCGCACGCCAACUACACCUUUGAGAUUGAGUCACUAAACGGCGUGUCAGACAUGAGCACCUUCCCCCGGCAGGUGGCCAUCAUCACCGUCAGCACUGACCAGGGGGGUGAGUACAUGAAAGUUUACACCAACGCAGCGUCUUGGAUCUUUUCUACCGCCUUCACUCCUCUCUCAGGAACCAUCCUCUCACUGCCUUGCUGCAUCGUAUUGAAAUAAGCAUAAAUAAGAGCUGAGUGAGAUUGCUU